This is a messenger RNA of Cygnus olor (mute swan), 7567 nucleotides long. RefSeq lists its product as uncharacterized. The transcript is spliced from 3 exons. NCBI's taxonomy places the organism in Eukaryota, Metazoa, Chordata, Aves, Anseriformes, Anatidae. Bases 878 to 1798 code for a protein of 306 amino acids. The record is from RefSeq and is a predicted model, not a curated record.
UUCCCAGUGAAAGAAAGAAAAGGCAGGAAGCUCAUAAACGUUUUCCUGUACCAAGCAGAUAUUUUUCUUAAAUAUUCCAAACAACUCUGGUAGCAAAUACACACAUGUACAUAGGUACUUAUACUAGGAGAGUCAUUCAGUGUAAGCAAAUCACAAACCAGAAGAUAUUACAAAAAUUCAAAGAGUAAUUGUGCCAGUAACACACCAGGUUUCAGAAAUCUCCUAACAAUAGAAGGCCUACUUUGUGGCAUUUUAUCCUCUUCUAAUGAGCGAUACAAUAGAUGAGAUGAAAGCAUAUAAUGCAGCAUACCUGCUACAGCUACGUUUUAAAAAUGACUAGUCUGAUGUUCUUAGUACAGACUUCAUGGGUAUUUUUUUCCCCAGCACAGCUUUCAUUUAAGCAGGUCAAAGUAACAGAGCUGCGUUCACUGACAGCACUGCAUUCCUGACCUAGAGAGCCAGACACCCUUCAUCUCGUUAAUUAUGCAAGCCAUUGUUUAGAAACAGUUCUAUCUGGAAUCCAGCCUAUCCAGCGGUUAGGUGGAUAAGUAAGUAACCACUUUACAAUAACAAUCAGCUGUAACAAGCUGACAGACCCCCUUUGGCUCCGGAGGGUUUUAAAAGAUGAGUUUGGCAGCAGGUUACAGCCGAGCCAAGCAAGGGAAGCGUUGCAGUGGAAGUAUGGGAUAAAUUCACCCUGAAGCUGGAAACUAAGAGAGAGAAGUCUUCUGACAUCUGCUUCAGGGGGACCAGGAACAGGCCUUCGCACCGUGCUUUUCCUGGAGUUGUUGACCCAGCAAGGCCUGCCUGUUCCACCACCCAGACAGGCUGAGGAAGGGCCGCCCACGGGCCCAGUGCUGAGGGCCAGGACGCGGCCAUGCUCCCCCCUUCCGAGCCACCAUCCUGCUCCACGGAAGGGGCGAUGUGUCCCGUGUACCUGCACACCAAGAAAGGCAAAAGGCGAAGGGGCAGCUUGGAGGCAGCUGUAGUCCAGAGCUUAGCCCUGGGGGUGACGUGCACAACUGCAGCCUACCCCAGCUGGGUUGUGGUCAGAGUCGACUCGCUCCAUUUCGUGCUGGGCAUUAUUUGUGUCCUUAAUCACAUAGAGCCCUCUUCCAACUGCCACUUCGUGGGCCGUGCAGGACUCGCCUUUAUGAGCUUGACAGCUCUCUGCUGCCUGCUGGCCCUCCUCAGCAGCUGCGGGGCCAUGCUGCUCGACAUCCUGGGGCUGAAGCUGGGCAGGGUGACUGCCCCUUUCCUGCAUGGCCUCGUUGUCCUGUUCACUGCCAUGGCAGUGCUCUCGUCCUGUGGUCUCUGGGCACUGACGAGGCACGGCCUCCGCACCGCAGAGCGCCCACAGCUCUUAGGCCACUCCUCGGUCUUUGGCUCAAGCUUCUACUUCUGUAUCCUUGCUUGUGCCCUAGCAGUCGUUGCAACUGGCUGGAGCUACACCGCCUGGGCACACGUUGAUCUUUCUGUGACCCUCUGCCUCGCCAGCACCAGUCGGCAGCAGACACACCCGGUCCCUGUGGAUGAGCACGACAGCGCUAACAACAUACACUGCUUUGAGACUGGCCUACCCCUGGCCGCAUGCGUUGCCUUCCUCCAGAGGGAAACUGAGUCCCAAGCGGAACCAGGUCUGCCCUCCAAGCAAGAAGGAGCUGAACCCCCAGCAGAGGAAGGUGCCCACCUCACCCACGAGGAAACCAGCCUCCAGCUAGAGGAAGGUUUGACUCCCAAACAAGAAAAUACAUGCCCAGAUGUCACCGAGGAUCCCCAUCCUACAAAAGAAAACUGACUCCAGAAUGGAAGAGGGUUUUUCCCCCAAAACAGCAAAGACAACAUGGGAGAAAGAAAUUUCCAUUUAAUAGAGGAAAAGGCUAAAUGACACAGGCAAGAGCUCCUCUCUUCAUGGAGGUACUGACUACAUUGCCUGCUGAGACCUGCCCACUCAACUAUCCAGACACUACGCAGUAAAAUAUUUAUCCAAACCUUAUGCGUCAGAAUUUUUCAGUAAAAUUCUUGCUUUUCCAUGAGAGGGACUUAAGAUGCUGUAAAACAAAGCCCUCCUUAAAAAAUAAAUAAAUAGUGGUUUGGAGAAACAUUAGGUCAUUCCUUACUUGAAAACAGGAGUAAAAUGUCUUAAAAUCUUCCAAAAGAAGGCAUCCUUCCCAGAAGGGAUGCAGUACUGCAAAGCGAGAUGAAGAAAAAAAGUCAAAAUACUUAAUUCUAAAAUAAGAAAGUUUAAUUAUAAAAUUUCCAAAAUAUGAGAUAUGGUUCUUCAAAUAAUUAGUUCAGUUUAGGUUUGCCUUAGAUUUGUGGAACUGAAACAGCGAAGGUUAAAACAGCAGGAAUUUUGUUACGCUGGCUUUAUUUCCAUACGGGGGCAAUUUUGCAUAUUGGUAUUAUACAGUAGGAUUGUAUUUUAUAUGUUUGUUUUGCAAAUAAGUGUUUUUCUUAUUGUUCAAACAUGGUAUAUUUUUUCUCAAACUGUGUUGCUUCAUUUCAUAUUCCAUUUGACUGCUCCGUACAUCCCAAAGCAGAAUUGUUGCUAACAGCAUUCCUUUGGUUCCUUCGCAUGCCCAGACCUUCCCCAGGAAGGGAUCAAAGAGGAUGCCGCAAGACUGCAGGUGCACGGUACAUUUUUUCCUAUCAUGCUUGGCAUGAGAUAAAAUAUGACCAAUCCAGAGCUGGUGCUAGUUGUUGCUUUCCUACUUUACCAUGUAAAUAACCGGUACAUCUGACAGCAUUAGUUUCAUAGGGAUUUGGGGGUAAACUGCAAGAACUGCCACCCGCAGGUCCCCCUUUACUUUUUACCACCUUACAGUCUCAUCCUUUCAAGGCAGAAAACCGUCUUAGUUGAAAUCACCAGGUUUUAGAAGUUGAUUAUUUAGUCAAAAAUCAUUCUUCAAAUCCUGGUCUUCCCCUCAUUUACAGGUGGACAGAUCCCUGACAACAGCGCUCAUUUUGCCUGCUCACGGUACAGGGACAGGACCUCCAGGUUCUGCUGGACUUGCCCCCUGCCUCCACCUCCCCUAGCAGUUUCAGAACGUAGGCCAGUCUGCGCCUAUCACACAGUUAUUAGGAUUCCAUAAUGCUCACGCAGCUCUGUGGGCUUGCUAAGUACCUAGCUAAAAACUAAACCAGAAAACUGUUUCUCAGAGGACUGAUGUACUGGCUGGAGGAUUACACCACAUCAUCAUGCCAGAUGGGUCAUUACUGAACCAGCUGAUGUGGGUUUGUCAAGACAAUGAUAGCUCAUUUCACAGGAAGUCAGAGAUGAACCUCCACACAGAAUGGGAGCACUCACUAACUGAUCACUGAGAGAUCUGUAAUCUACUUUCUAUUACAGAAAUAUCUUAAAUAUUUUAUUUACUAUUUGAACAAGAAAAAUACUAAGCCAGAUACACAAAUCUUUACAUCCAAAAGUUUCUUCUGUCCUUCUCUCUGAUGUACAAAGGAGGCUGCAACCACGCGGAUGUUCUGUUGCUAGCAUUACAUUAACUGCAUCACAGUGCAAAUCUUUGCAAAUUAAAUUUAGGGAACAAGUUGUAUCUUUGAGCAGAAUUCUGCAUCUGACAAAUUGCUAUGAACAAUUGGCCACUGCUCUAUCUGCACAGCUGACAGUCUGCAACGUGGCCGCUGUGAAAGCAUUAACCUGAGACAGCCCCCUUCUAACCGUGUUAGUAGGAUCUGCUGCAGUAACGACCUGCUAGAGAACGUUUCUGCGAUCUAAAUUGGAUGAAAUAUGAAAAUUGUAACAAAGUUUUGAAGAUGAGUAGCUAGUAAAAAAAAUAGGUAUCCCACAAGUCCACAAACAUAAAAUAGGCAUAGCAACACGGACAGCAUUUGUCUCAGCACAAAUCAAGUCAUCUGGAAUACACUUCUUUAGGGGGCAAACCACUGAAGUCUGUAUUUCUGUAUUUACACAAUUCUAAAAGGUGUUCAUGGGGCAAAAUGCACACAAACAGCAGUUGAAAGAUGAAAACGGUAAGAACAAGUGAUAUAGUUGGAGAAAAUGCAACACUCAGCAAGGAAACGCUUCUUCAGGCCUAGGGUACAACCAAGCUGCAACCUGAGGCUUUGGUUCCACCACAGAAGUCUAAUUGCUGGCUACCACGCUUCUGGUUUGCUACAAGUCAGUACUGUCAAAAGUAGAACACCAGGUAUGAACUGCGUGGUCUGAGCGAAGGGGUCCAAAGCUGUCAGAGUGACAGAUUCCAAACAGUUUAAAUGAGAAAGCAGCAAACUGGGCAUGCAGCUAUGGAAAAAAAAAGUUUGUAAGGAGGGGAGUAACCACCUCAAAAGUUUACUGUCACGGUAUUGCUUGGACAAGAGUUUUAAAGCUUUGUACCGUGAGAGCCAUGCACAGAACUUGAUUGGUAACAGAUAGUCACUGCAAAAAACCCCUUGCAGCUGAUGAAGCACUCAGACUUUGGCCUUGAUUUCAAUGCCAAACCAACUACUAAAGUUAUAUGGGCUCCUCUUUCCAUGCAGAAAAGAUAACCACGGCUCCUGGGCUAGCGAAGUCUGUAGCUGUCCAUGGUAUUGGAGUGUUUCCCCACUCCCCUGCCCCAAGCUCAUGAAGGUCUACGUUUCGAUUUCAUGUUUCUUGAAAGAAGAUUCUCCAUCUCCUCAAUACUCUAAUUUCUGUGGUGACGGAUGAGAACAUGUUGCUACUUUACUAAGGGACCUACGCUAAGUCCACUGCAACAGCAGGAAACACCUCCUCGUAAUCCACAGUGCCCGAGAGUCCAAACGGCACGGACACGCAACCUGGAAGUCAUUUUGUUUCUGGGGUACAGGCAUUACACAAGAUUGAAUAAAAAAAUUAUAAUUCCCCCUGUACUACUUCUCACCCUGAAAGUCUUAAGGAACAAGUUACAGAAGCAGCAGCCCAACCAAGGGAGCUUUCGACAAUAAUUUACAAAAUAACUGAUGAUCAGAAUAGAAUGUAAUUAGUUUAUAGCCAGUUUAUUCUUAUGUACUUAAAUAAAAAUUCUCAAGAUAGAACAACAUUUAAUGUUAAAAACUACCAAAGAAUGACAUUCUUUCUACUGUGAUCUAGCAUUGCCAAUACAAAACCUGCCUCCAGACCACAUGCUUUUCCAUCAAAUUGCAAAGCUUCUGUAACGGAUUUACCAAUAGAUUGCAUUUAGAGCUUCCCACACCUCUCAUUUUCUAGUAAUAGUAACUAACGUUGUUUUAUAGACACUUAGAAGUCUAUCAAAGGUAUUUUCCUUCAAGCUAUUAAAACUGUCAUACGUAGGAGUUCUCUUUACCUUUGGAGCACACACCAAAGACGUAGAAUAAAUACAGGAACCCCAUUUCACAGGAUUUACAAGUAAGAAUGGAAUUUCUUUAUGGAAAUUAAGUUUCCAGUCACUAUUCUGUAGGUACUGAAGCAAUGUUAACUCUUUCAAUGAAGCCUGUGCCUUCCAAGUUCCACUCUGGCAGUAGCUAAAACUUGCUACUACUAGGAGUUUGUAAACUUUACACAUUUUCUGCUACUAAGUUUCCUUUCAUAAAGUCUAUUUGAUCCAGAUGCAUGACUUCUGUAAUUGUUUCCAGCAUUGUGACCAGCAUUCCUGCCAGUAAUUUGGUGACACGCAGAGUUGAGGAAACAUUUAUAGUUAAAAGUGGCAAAGAGUCUGCAAGUAUUAAUAUGAAGACAUUCUUAAUUUUAAAACAGCUGAAGCAAUUCAGUAAGUUAUGCAAUAAACUGUGUGAUAGGAGUUGUUAACAAAUAUAUGCAGAUUUCUUCACUGUCAGUUAGAAAAAGGCACCCCCCCCUUUGUUCCUGGCACAUUCGCUGUUUUCAGGAGGGUUUUGAAAUUGUGCGAAAGCAGAUUGCUUGUUAGAGAGAAGCGAUCAGGGUCUCUUGCUCAGGACCAAGUUACCUUAGCUGCCAGUUAAUUUUGCUUGACAUCCUUUUACAUUGCUUGGUAGCUUAACACACUACCCAGAAGUUGUUUUAAAAUAGCAAGACCAGCCCAUUCCACUACCCAAACAGCAGAAAUAGACAACUUACUGGGAACACUCGUGAUCCACCCAAUGAUACAGCUGUACGAAGGAAAGAUGAACGGUAUUUCUCUGCUCAAGCUCCAUGUCUCCAGUGAAUGGCUCUCCUAUGCUGAAACGCCUCACACAAUCAGGGACUAUUCCACAUCCAGUAGUGGGAGAGAAAGAAACAGGGUCAGCUUCUCUUGAGCUAUUUGUUCAGAUUAAAUUUAAUAUUCUUCCCUUCACAGAACUCUUCCUCCUGGCUAAGUCAGCUAAGUCCAGUCCUAAAACCCCAGGAGAACUAUUUGGUCUUUGGAGUAAAUAUUCUACCUGGAAUCAUUUAUACUAGGGACUAACUUUUGACCUUUUAACGUUUCAGGGUCUUUUUUUUCCUCCUCUCCAGCUCUCUACUAUCUUAAGUUCAACAUAAAAGCCAGUUUUCUACUUCAAAAUACUGACAAGGCAGAUUAGUGUACAACCUCACCUCUGCACGUCUGGUUAUUUAUAUUAGAAUUGAACAGUGACUAAGAAGUUAUCAACUGCACGAUUACAGACUCUAAUUAUCACAGAGCAGCAUUCUGCUAACAGACAGCUUGAGAAGCAUACCCAAAAAAAGAAAAAGUUCCUUCUGAGUUCCUUCUGCAGAUGAAGCAUUUCCACCACUCAGUAAAGUCAGAAGCUAAAACGUAUCCAACAUCACAUGAAAGCAGAGAAUUAACCUGGGACUCGUAUCACAGCAAUGCCAAGUUGUACCCUUAAGUAACUCUGCCUUGCUUUUUAUUUUAAAGUCUUUGUCAUCCUGACCAGGCUCCUAAAAGUGAACCUUAAGGUGAAGUUAUUCCUUGUUUGUAUCCCAAACAUCCCAUGCAACUCCCCUUUCCCCAGGAAUUUAAUUACCUUACACAGUAACUUUUGGGGAAAAAAUGGCAUUAUAAUUUCAUUUCAGCUUUGCUGCUGAAGAACUCUGUACGCUGCCCCCUUGUGGAUGCAGGAAUAUUGAAACUUCCAAUAAUUUGGCGUAUUAGCAAGUCCAGCAUCUGCUGUGAAGCAGGUGACAAGAAUUUCCUGCUUUUUAAAACAAAAGCAAACCACUAUGACAGCACUAUGUAAGAAAGGACAGGCUGUAGGUAGCACAGCAUUGGGUUAAAGUAAACCUAUUUAAGUAUGUAACAUCUGAGGAAGCGUCAGGAGGAAGCAUUUACUGCUCUAUGACCUUGCCACAGUGUUGGUUGAUUCUUCCCCCUCCAGUUUCAAACACACAAAUUGCUACAAACAUCUGUUUUUCUCUUACUCCAAGAACAAGGGUCUCUAACAAUGCAGCAAUUUUCUCCAGUACAUCCUUCAUAGGCAGUUUAGUGUGAAGUUAGUAAAAAGAGUAAUUUUACUUACAGUGCAUCAGCUUCUUUUAAAAAAGUCACUAUACCAAGUUAACCCUUCGAGGAAGUAAAAUGGUUACUUUGAUUUUACUAUGUAAUUAGGUAAAGUAGCAAUCUAUACCAAAAAAUAUUUCCGUCAAGCCUAUGUAACACACUGCACUACACUAUGCUUGGCAUGUAAAAAACAG